Didymodactylos carnosus is the source of this 2103-nucleotide messenger RNA. The record is from the annotation of a GenBank genome assembly. Lineage: Eukaryota; Metazoa; Rotifera; Eurotatoria; Philodinida; Philodinidae.
AUGCGCUUCGACGAGUCAAGAAUGCCAGAACGUUUAUCUGAAAGCAGUGAUGUUGAAAAGCCUCGCAAAAAUAUGAAAGGAGGCAGUGAAAAUGAAGAAGAAGAAGAAGAACAAGAUGAUAAACUUGCUGAAGUUGAGGAUGAAGAAGCAGAAGAGGAAAUGCCCAGUUUUAGUGAUGAUGAGGAUUUCGUUUCUACUUUAACUGAUGAUAAACUUUGUCCUGAUUUAUUUCUUGAAAAACCUCAAAAACAUGAAAGUUUAAAUAAUAUUAUUAUUAUUGACAAUUUACCGCGUGUUGAUACAGCAAAAUUAGAAAAAUUAAAAGUGGUUGUCGCAAAAGUGUACAAUAAAUUUGGUCCUAUUAAAAACGAAUACUAUCCAAUUGAUGAAGAAGGAAAAACAAAAGGUUAUGGAUUUUUUGAAUUUGAAUCGGAACAAGCAGCACUCGAAGCCGUUAAACAAACAGACGGUUAUCCAUUGGAUAAAUCACAUCAGUUUAUCGUUAAUCUUAUGUCGGAUUUUGAUCGCUUAACAGCGAUUCCAACUGAAAAAGAUGAUUUUGGAAAUUUAUUAUGGUGGUUAAGUGAAUUAGAUGCUGUCGAUCAAUUCGCAAUAUUAUCGGAUGAACCGAAAAAGACAACGAUCUAUUCCAAUAGUUUACCACAGCCAGUCAUUUUGGAAGAUAGAAGUAAAUGGACUGAAACGCAUUUUGUUUGGUCGCCAAGGGGUACCUAUUUGGCAUCGUUUCAUGAACAGGGAAUUGCGUUUUGGGCCGGAAAAGAUUUUCGACAAGUACAACGUUUUGCCCAUCGCGGAGUGAAUUACAUUGAUUUUUCUCCAUGUGAACGUUAUUUAGUGACAGUCUCACCGGCACAGCGAACAGAUGAAUCUGUCAUUAUAUGGGAUAUUAUAACUGGACAAAAGUUACGUUGGUUUCCAUUUGAUCAACAAAAUCCACAAUGGCCAUAUUUCAAUUUUCAAGAUCAGUAUUUCGCGAAACAAGGAAAUGAUUGUUUACAAUUGUAUGAAACAGAAACAUUUCAUCUAGUUGAUAAAAAACCAAUUAAAGUUCCAUCUAUUGCCGAUUUUCAAUGGUCACCAACUGACAAUCUUAUAUCAUAUUGGUGUUCGGAAGCUGAACAUGUUCCCGUACGUGUGGUUUUAGCCGAAGUUGGUCAGACUUUUCAAGAAGUUCGUUCAAAGCGUGGUGAUUAUCUUGUUGUUAAAGUUGAUCGUUAUACGAAAAAAAGUGGUGAUAAAAAUAAUGUGAAGUAUACGGGUAUGAUUUACAAUUUUGAAAUAUUUCAUAUUAGAGAAAAAAAUUAUCCACUCGAUACACUCGAAGUUAAAGAAACAAUUCAAUCAUUUUCUGUUGAACCAAAUGGACAUAAGUUAUGUGUUAUAUCGGGUGAAAGUGUUCGUACAAGUAUAACGUUUUAUAAAAUUUUGCCAAAAGGUGGAAAAGUCGAAACAUUAAAGGUGAUGACUCAACCAGUUACAACGGCAUUUUGGUCGCCUAAUGGACAAUUUCUUGUAUUAGCCUCAGUAAAAACUGGUUCAUCGAGUAGUGGUUUGUUAUUAUUUGUUGAUACAAAUGAUAUGUCGAUUAUGUCAAAACAAGAACAUAUUGAUUUAUCAGAUGUUGAAUGGGAUCCAAGUGGACGUUACGUUGCUACAUCUGUUUCCUGUUGGACAGCAAAACGUGAUAAUGCAUUCAAACUCUGGAGUUUUCAAGGAAAUUUGAUAUUUGAAAAAAAUAUUGAUAGACUGGCGGCAUUUCAUUGGCGUCCAAGACCACCAUCUCUUUUAUCAGAAGAAAACAUCAAGGAAAUUAGAAAAAAUAUGAAAAAUUAUUCCAAAGUGUUUGAACAACGUGAUCGUAUGUUACGUACUGGUGAAUCAGCCAGACAGCAAGAACAUCGUCGAAAACAAUCAGAAGAAUUUAAAAGAUUAAGGGAUAAAAAUUCACAACGUUUACAAAUACAAAAACAAGACAGAAUUCGACUUCGAGGAAAAGAUACUGAUUCUGUAUUUGGUCAAGAUCAAAUAAGCGAAGAAAUAGUGGAGUUUUUAAUCAAAACCGAAGAAGUUGAAAUGAAAUAA